Molecule: messenger RNA, 2049 nt
Organism: Nerophis lumbriciformis (worm pipefish)
Lineage: Eukaryota; Metazoa; Chordata; Actinopteri; Syngnathiformes; Syngnathidae
Source: RefSeq, a predicted model, not a curated record
AUGGCGUGCUUGUUGGAGGCCCCUCUCCGCAUCAGUGUACUGUCUGAAGUUACUGCCACGAGUCGACAUUAUGUGGACCGUCUGUUUGACCCUGAUCCACAGAAAGUACUGCAGGGAGUCAUUGACAUGAAGAAUGCUGUAAUUGGCAACAAUAAGCAGAAAGCCAAUUUGAUCGUCCUGGGAGCUGUGCAGAGGUUACUGUACCUACUGCAGCAGAGCUCCUCCGGCUUGGAGCUGAGAACCGAGUGCGCGGUAGUACUUGGCAGCCUAGCCAUGGGCACAGAGAACAAUAUCAAGUCCCUGGUGGACUGCCACAUCAUCCCUGCCCUUCUUCAAGGUCUCUUGUGUCCUGAUCUGAUUUUCAUCGAGGCUUGUCUUCGUUGUCUCAGAACAGUCUUUAUAAGCCCCGUGACCCCGGUGCAGCUACUCUACACUGAUCCCACUGUGAUCCCUCAUUUAAUGUCUCUCCUGAGCCGCUCACAUAGAACGCAGGAGUACACCACGCAGAUCUUCUCCCACUGUUGUAAGACUCCGGAGCACCAGACAGUUCUGUUUAACCAUGGUGCUAUUCAGAACAUUGCCCCUUUGCUAAUAUCGCCCUCUUAUAAGGUGCGUAUGCAGGCUCUAAAAUGUUUCUCAGUGCUGGCAUACGAGAACACUCAGGUCUCCAUGACACUGGUGAAUGUGCUGGUGGACGGUGAGCUGCUAUCUCAGGUAUUUGUCCGAAUGAUGCAAAGGGAUCAGCCCAUUGAAAUGCAACUAACGGCAGCCAAAUGUCUCACGUACAUGUGUCGAGCAGGCGCCAUCAGGACAGAUGACAGCUGCAUUGUUCUAAAGACACUGCCGUGCUUGGUGCGCAUGUGUAGCAAGGAGCACCUGUUGGAGGAGAGGGUAGAGGGAGCGGAGACGCUGGCCUUCCUAAUGGAGCCCGAUGUAGAACUGCAGCGGAUCGCCAGCACCACUGACCACCUGGUAGCCAUGUUGGCCGACUACUUCAAGUAUCCUAGCUCUGUGUCAGCCAUCGCUGACAUCAAGAGGUUGGACCACGACCUGAAACACGCGCACGAGCUCAGGCAAGCAGCUUUCAAACUGUAUGCGUCGCUGGGCUCCAAUGAUGAGGACAUUCGAAAAAAGAUCACGGAGACUGAAAACAUGAUGGACAGAAUAGUCAGCGGCCUAUCGGAGUCCAGCAUUAAAGUUCGUUUGGCGGCAGUCAGAUGUCUUCAUAGUCUUUCACGGUCAGUACAACAGCUACGGACCAGCUUCCAUGACCACGCUGUGUGGAAACCUCUUAUGAAGCUUUUGCAAAACGCCCCUGAUGAAGUCUUGGUCAUGGCGUCUUCCACACUAUGCAACCUUCUGCUGGAGUUUUCACCCAGUAAAGAGCCCAUCCUUGAAUCAGGUGUCAUAGAACUACUGUGCAGUCUGACCCAGAGUGAGAGUCCUGCUCUCCGGGUCAACGGAAUCUGGGCCCUAAUGAACAUGGCCUUCCAGGCAGAUCAGAAGGUAAAAGUGGAGAUUGUUCAAUGUUUGGGCACGGAGCAGCUGUUUCGCUUACUGUCCGACCCUGACGGCAAUGUGCUGAUGAAGACUCUUGGUUUGCUGCGGAACCUCCUGUCAACACGUCCUCACAUCGAUCAGAUCAUGAGUUCUCAUGGCAAGCAGAUCAUGCAGGCCGUCACGCUCAUUCUGGAGGCAGAGCACAGUGUGGAGGUCAAAGAACAGACGCUGUGCAUUCUCGCCAACAUCGCCGACGGCAGCACGGCCAAGGAGCUCAUCAUGACCAAUGAUGACAUGCUACAGAAAAUAAAAUACUACAUGGGUCACUCCAAUGUGAAACUCCAGCUCGCUGCCACCUUCUGCAUCUCUAACCUCAUCUGGAAUGAGGAAGACGGAAAUGUCUUUCGCGGUCUUUUUUCAGGUUCUCAGGAGCGCCAGGACAAGUUAAGGGAAUUGGGCUUCGUGGACAUGUUGCACAAACUCUCACAGGCAUGCGACGCCAACCUCAGUGACAGGGCCAAGGUGGCCAUGCAGCAGUACCUGGCAUGA